Molecule: messenger RNA, 776 nt
Organism: Ooceraea biroi (clonal raider ant)
Lineage: Eukaryota; Metazoa; Arthropoda; Insecta; Hymenoptera; Formicidae
Product: mitochondrial intermembrane space import and assembly protein 40-B
Biological process (GO): protein import into mitochondrial intermembrane space
Cellular component (GO): mitochondrial intermembrane space
Molecular function (GO): protein-disulfide reductase activity
Source: RefSeq, a predicted model, not a curated record
AGUAGGACGUACGUGCACGGGGCGCGGGACGCGUAAUCAUGCCGCUGAUUCGCAAGGAGGGCAAGGACACGAUCAUAUUCGCGUCCAAGGAGGAUCACGAGGCGCCGAGCAAGGUCGCCCUGCCGGAGCCGGAGCCGAGUCCGGGUCUGCUGCUGGCGAACGGCGAGAUCAACUGGAACUGCCCGUGCCUCGGCGGCAUGGCGACCGGACCCUGCGGCCUGGAGUUCCGGGAGGCCUUCUCCUGCUUCCACUACUCGGCGGCGGAGCCGAAGGGCUCGGACUGCUACGACGCGUUCAAGACCAUGCAGAAGUGCAUGUCGGAAUAUCCGGCGGUGUACGAGAGCAAGGGCGCUUCUAUAGACGACAUGGACGACCUGGAGGAGGACGAGGAGCUGGAGGAGGAGAACGGGCAGCCAGCAUCCGGCGAGGACAAGAGGACGGUGGUGGCGUCUAGUCAGAGCACGACGUUCGACAGGAAGAUCGAGGGUACAGUGAGCGCGUCGAGUGCCACGAAGCACGAGGUGGAGCGAGCUAAGACUAACUGAACACGAUACCUGCGCGCGCUCCGUACACUGCGUCGUUCCGAGGCGACGGCUCCGUGGUGUAGGUAGCACUCGCAGAGUUGCGUUUCUAGUAAAUAAAUAAUGAGACUUAAAGACGCGAGAUUGAAAGUAAUAAGUAAUGAAUAAAUAGUCGUUAAAUAAAAACCUGAGCAGUAUAUGUUACAUACGUGCUACAAGAGUAAGUGAGAAUAAAAAGAGCAAAUGUAGAAUUAA